Messenger RNA from Coregonus clupeaformis (lake whitefish), 4006 nucleotides. RefSeq names its product transcriptional enhancer factor TEF-5. The transcript has 15 exons. Gene Ontology annotation, biological process: hippo signaling; embryonic organ development; positive regulation of transcription by RNA polymerase II. Bases 425 to 1705 code for a protein of 426 amino acids. Gene Ontology annotation, molecular function: DNA-binding transcription factor activity, RNA polymerase II-specific; RNA polymerase II cis-regulatory region sequence-specific DNA binding. Gene Ontology annotation, cellular component: transcription regulator complex. The record is from RefSeq and is a predicted model, not a curated record. NCBI's taxonomy places the organism in Eukaryota, Metazoa, Chordata, Actinopteri, Salmoniformes, Salmonidae.
CAUUGAUUUCAUACCAAAGUCAUACUUAACAUUCCACUUACACUGUCAAACCAGGAGAAAUAUUACUGAAAACUAUAAGGCGCCAAAAAAAAUCUAGUAUAAAAAUAAGUAAGCCAUCUUCGCUUUUUUCAGGAGGGGUGACUUCCAAAAAAAGCUUCUUGGAUCUGGAUCACUUUCCUCCUAACUUGUUCUCCAGAAGAAUCAAGUCUUUACAUACCCGAGGAUUGACAGACAGAAAAGGCAAAUUGGAGGAAUACAUAAGUCGAUAUUUUACGCGCUGUUUUACUGCGCCCCAUAGAUCCUCUGACUGUGGGGCUCGUCGUCGGGCCCAGGGGGAGCCGCCACCAUUGCUUCCAACGAGUGGAGUGCCAACGGUAGCCCGGAGGAUGGGCUGGAAGAAGGGAACGAUGAGCUGGACAAGGCCAUGGACGGGGACGCCGAGGGGGUGUGGAGCCCAGACAUAGAGCAGAGCUUCCAGGAGGCCCUGGCCAUCUACCCCCCCUGUGGACGGAGGAAAAUCAUCCUCUCAGAUGAAGGCAAGAUGUAUGGUCGUAAUGAGUUGAUAGCUAGGUACAUCAAGCUGAGGACAGGCAAAACCCGCACAAGAAAACAGGUUUCUAGCCAUUUGCAGGUUCUCGCCCGGAGAAAAUCUCGCGAGAUCCAGUCAAAGCUGAAGGCCAUGAACUUGGACCAGGCAUCUAAAGACAAGGCCCUCCAGAACAUGGCAGCAUUGUCGUCUGCUCAGAUCGUGUCUCCGAGCCUGAUCAAGAGCCAGCUACCCCCACUGCCCCACUCUCCCUACCCCCCGCAAGCCAGGUUUUGGCCAGGCCCUAUCCCAGGACAACCCGGCCCCUCUCAGGAGCUGAUUCUAGAGCUCAACCAGGGAAGGACUCCUGGGUUUGGCCGCACCAGCUAUGCUAUCAAACCUUUUGCACCGUCUCCAUACACAACUCUACCAGGCCCCCCCCCUCCCCCUAUAUCAAACUAUGAGCCUUUGGCACCCCCCCUGCCCCCGGCUGCUACGGCGGUGCCCGUGUGGCAGGACCGGACCAUCGCCUCCUCCAAGCUGCGGAUGUUAGAGUACUCUGCCUUCAUGGAGGUGCAGAGGGACCCCGACAACUACAGCAAACACCUGUUUGUCCACAUUGGCCAGACCAACCCGUCCUACAGCGACCCUCUGCUGGAGGCAGUGGACAUCAGGCAGAUCUACGACAAGUUCCCAGAGAAGAAGGGCGGACUCAAAGAGCUUUAUGAGAAAGGCCCCCAGAACGCCUUUUUCCUAGUCAAAUUUUGGGCGGAUCUGAACAGCAGUGGCAUGCAGGACGGCCCAGGCUCCUUCUACGGAGUUAGCAGCCAGUACAGCAGCUCUGAGAACAUGACCAUCACCGUCUCCACCAAAGUCUGCUCCUUCGGCAAACAGGUGGUUGAGAAAGUUGAGACGGAGUACGCCCGGAUGGAGGGAGGGAAGUGUGUCUACAGGAUCCACCGCUCUCCCAUGUGCGAGUACAUGAUCAACUUCAUCCACAAGCUCAAACACCUGCCAGAAAAAUACAUGAUGAACAGUGUUCUGGAAAACUUCACUAUACUUCAGGUGGUGACAGACCGUGACACCCAGGAGACCUUGCUAUGUAUAGCUUUUGUGUUCGAGGUCUCGACGAGUGAACACGGGGCACAGUACCACGUCUACAGGCUCGUGAAAGACUGACCCACCCACCAUUCUGCUACGUCUACAGUCUCGUCGAAGACUGACCCACCCACUGUUCUGCAGGGAGGUUUGGGAAUCAGCUGACGAAGCACUGCGUGACAAUAUGUACAGUACAGACUGCUCAACUGUAACAUUCAAAACGACGUUAGGAUGAACUGACAUGAACACAUUUUAAACUUCCACACAGUUAUUUGUAAUAUAGGAAAAAGGAUGACGUCUCUCAAUAGACAAGAAAGGAAAUGAGGAGAAUUCAUUGUUUUGUUUUAAGGGCGACUUUUUAACCCAUAUAGUUAAAUGUGCUGAGACAAGUUGGGUCAAAUUGGUAAUGACAGUAAAUGUACAGUAGGUUGAGAUUCACUGAGGGCAUGAGAAAGUGAACAAGGCUAAGAGAGUUGUCUCCAAGGAAACACACUCUAAGCAAUAUAAGAAGAAGUGGAUAGAUUGGAAUGGUACAGAUACAACGACCAUGGAAGAAGAACAAACACAAAAGAAUCCAAAAGUAGAAGGGUCCUACCGAGGGGUGUUGAUCAAUUAGAUAGGAUGGCAGCCAAGUGCCUUUCUCCAAAGACACAUAUUGAUCAGUUGCCAGACACUCUGGAAUGCCUUAUGUACUACCUCUUGUCUUUAAAUAAACAGAAAGAAACCGAACGGAUGUAAAUGCAUCAAUGAAUUGGAAACUGAACAUGAUUAUGCAGUUCACCCUUUCUUAUCUAGAUCUUUGAAGCACACUUCUGAUCCAGGCACAUUAUGUUAUGGAUUAAACUAUUAUUCAUUUUUCUAUUGAUGUGUUGUAUUGAAUGGUUACAAGUUUAGAUGCAGUCCACGUGUACGGCAAGUGGAUAGCAUGAUCAGAUCAUUCAGUUUCUAGUCCCUAGGCUUUUAUGGGUCUAGACAACAACACAUCUAUGUGCUGUGGUGCACUUAAAAGGUCACGAAGGGGUGAAGCAACAAAGAUUUGUAUUUUCAGCCUUUAGUUAUGUUAUUGAAAUGAACCGUUUCUGUACUGGGAGUCAGUGGAUGCUACAGGAAUAUGUGUUACAUAGGAUACUUUUUUGGGGACGUGUUUAUAUUUGUGAUUCACUUUAACACUGUUUUCUUAAAAACAUGGCUUGUGAAUUCACCAGAUUAGAAAUUGCCAAAUUGGAACUGACCAAAUUUAACGGUGAGUUUCAACUAAUGUAAGAAAUCCAGGUAUUCUAAUCCAAUCUCCCCAAUCGAGAGAUAACCAAAAGUUUGCUGGUUUGAAUCCCUGAGCUGGCAAGGUGGAAAAAUCUGCUGUUCUGCACUUGAGCAAGGCAGUUAACCCCCCUAACAACAACCGGCUGCCGAUGAUGUCCCUUAAGGCUGCCCCCCUCACCUCUCUGAUUCAGAGGGGUUGGGUUAAAUGUGGAAGACACAUUUCGGUUGAAUGCAUUCAGUUGUGCAACUGACUAUGUAUCCCCUUUCCCUAAGCCUACAUAGUGUAAGAUAAGUUUCUCUUUCCUAAAUUGUAUUAAUAAAAACAAAAGCUAUCUCUUAUUUUAUGAGCAAACCUUCAAGAAAUUAAUCUUAAUUUGCCAAUGCCAUCAGUCAAUGAAAAACAGCUUUUAUGUUUUGAAAGAGAGCUAUCCUCUGUACUGUGGUGUGUGACCAUUGAUUGUUAUUUAUAUUGAAACGAAUGGUGGGAGGGCAGGGCUGGGCUGGGAAAUGGGCCAUGUGUUUAUCCUUUGCCAUUGAAAUGGAGGUGUUACAAGUAUUGCUGAGCUGAACUUUAUACUAAAGACACAAUAACCUUAAUCCCCUAGCUAGGGGAUGGUCUCUGCCUUGGACAGUUCACUGGACUUCUGUCAUAAGAAUUCAUACAUCAGACUUUGUAUGGUGGAUUUAGUACUUCAAGAGCUAGACUUAAAACAACUGCUAAAUCCUUACUAGCGGACUUCUCAAUUUUACCUUUUUUUACAGGCCCUUGUUUUUUAUUAUCAUUAUAACAAUUAAUACUUUUGUUUUCUGUUCGUUUUUUUUUACUUUCAGCAGAAGCCAUAUGCAUCCGUUGAAAACGUGUGUUUUUGUUGACAUUGAUGAUGAGAUGCUGUAUCUUAUGUAUCAUAAUCUGAAUGGUGUGGGCAAGUUUGUUUGGUUAAAAGGUGGUUUAUUGUGGCCUUGGUUACCAAUUGUGCAUUGCAUUUUAGUAUUUUCUGUUAUCUUCAAACUAAGGGGGUUGUAUUAUAUACUCAAAUCAAAAUGUGUAAUCUAACAAUUAAAGACGCAUGGUGCCUUUGGGGCCAUUUUCCCCUGAAAACUCAUUAAAACAGGUUUAUUCAU